CACUUCCGAUGCUUGAACAAAAUGGCGGAAUCAAUUUGUCAGAACAAAUUUACAUGAUACGCUAUGAUGGGUGUUUAAUUGAUGUAAUGGAUUGAUCGGAAGUGUAUGAGCUUAUUUAUUUUAAGGUAGGUGAUGCGUUAUUCUUGUCGUAUUUUAUUUGACUGCCUGAUUGUUUAUAGUGAGUCAAAAUGGCCGCGCGUUCAAUGGUUCUAUUUGCUUUCUUCGUCAUUUAACAGCUUUCAGCUAAAAACAUCUCGGUGUUGAUCACCGUUGAUUUUAAAGAUUACAUUUUAUCUCUUCUCAUUAGGCUCAGUCACUUUUAUUUUUCCUAUUUCUUUCACCAAAUCAUCGAAAAUUGAAUUGUUUCUCGAGCUCAUCAUAUGGACUUGUCAUUUUCAGUUCGGAAGCUAUCGGAAUUUUCCGAGACCUUACGUCUGGUUACGACAGUGACGUCACGGAAUUGAUGGAAAGCAACAAGCGGGAAUGAAGUUGUAAUGGCGAAAAUAGACUGUCAUUCUUUACUUUCUGGGAGCUCAUGGAGUUCCUUCGAAGAAGAUUCGCCCAUGGAGGAGCCAGAAGGUUUGUACAGCUAUUGUGCUUUCUAUCUGUCGCCGCAAUUGCGUGAAAAAAUGCCAAGAAAACUUUUUUCAGGGGAUUUACCGUGUGUUAUUCUUUCCACUAUAGCAAUGGAAGUGGACGAAAACAAUGGUUUGGGUUCCGUAGAAGCCACCCGAUUGCACCAAGAAGGUAAUGAGUGUGACUUUUAAAAGCUAUACUUACUUGGAAAAAUGAGAUAUUGUUGCACAAAAUGCCAGGUAGUUGUUUCCGCCCAGGGCAAAAUUUACUACUAUUGGGUUCUGUUACUCGCAGGUUGAAAGUAAUUAGCAUGGGACAAUCGUGUGGACUGCCUAUGUACGUGCACCCCCCAAACAGAUCGCUGUCUGAGAUGUACUUGGCUGUUCAUCUGUGGCUCAUUUAACAUAGAUUAGAAGAAUUUAAGUUUUGUUUCACAUAAGCAGCUCGAAACCAAACAUGCUUUAAGUUUUGGAGUGGCUUACACGUUUAUUAAUAAUGUAAGCAGGACAUGAUUAACUUUAUAUGCUUCACGCUUUGAUCUACAGAUAUGACCCUGUUCGGAAUUUGCCCAGAACAAGAGGAAAUUAUCCUUGUUGUGUGCAAGGAGUGUGGUCGCGUGGUGAAAGCAUCGGCAUUGUUACGGCAUUGUGGUAAGUUCCUUCAUGAAAAAAUUUUCACUUUAAUGCGUUUAAUAAUCGACUCAACGCGUUGUGACAAAGACUCCUCACAUUGUCAUUUAAACAUCGUGUCACUUUCAGCCUUAGAACCAAAACAUAGCGGUAUUUGAAAUUCAAACUUUGCGAGUUUGAAACAUUAACUUAUAUAUUUUUGUUUCCGUAUUAUCUUAAAAUCCUGAAUUAUAAACACUUUUUGCUUGGUUUUUAAAUUGAAUCAAUACAAAUGUUCAAUUAAUAGUGCUUUUAAUUUUGUCUGUUUAUUUAGUCUUUCCUGGUCAUAUAGUUAGUAUCUCUGACCAACUGUGAUAUUAUUUUACUUCCUGGUUUCAAAGUGGUCUCUGUGCUCUUUUUAUUUUAACAAGCUCGCUGAGAUAAAAUUUUGUUUUCUAAAUGGCAAAUAUACUUUUUAUCGCCUGUGAGACAAUGUAACAAAAUUACUUGUUGAUGCAUAGUUGAAGAUGGGAAAUCUAUUAGAGUGAACACUGAGUGUUCAAGUAGAGAGAUAUCAAAUAGUUCCCAUCAAAACAAUUUCAUAAAUGCUCUCAUUCUUUAAAAUAAAUAAAUAAAAGAACUGAGUGUGUACCAGUUUGAUGCUUCAGGAUACACUUACAUUAAACAUGAUUCUAAGUGCCUGAGCAAACCCUUGGACAAGCUUUGGUCAACAACUUCUCAGGUUUCAGACAUAAAAGGGAGUCAGUAACAGAAACAAAUACUGUGUCUGUUUCAAGAUAUCUUCUUCAAAUGUUUAACAACAAGUGAAUAUGUUAAAAUUUGUUUCUUUUUCCAAAGGGGAGCUUAAAGUGGCUAGAGGACAUUUAUUAUUAUUAUUAUUAUUUGUCACAAAAUUCCACUACUUACAAGCUCUAAACUUCCAAUUUAUUGACAAAAUUACAGCUACAUAACAAAGGUGAUCUGAAAGAUGAUGCCUGAGUGCUAUAAAUAAAUCACACAACAUACAAACUGAAAUAAAGUAAUGAAACAAAUAUUGGGUUAAAUUUUCUAAUUCUGCCUGACUCUUAAUCUAUUUUUAUUUUGUCUUUUCUGUUCUUUUGAUCUGUUCUAAUUUUCCAUUAAAUUCUUACAUUUGUUGACCUGGACCAUGUUAUUUGGCACAUUAUCUUUUAACCCUUAAACUUGGACCUUUUUUGUGGAUUUUUUGUUGGCCACUAUUGAGGAUGAAAGGCUUAAUCUUCAGUUCUUUAUUAGUUCAUGUUGAGGAUACAAAGAAGAUUCAACGUGGCCGUGUGGAAAUACAAAAUUUCUCUUUGUGUGUUUAAAAAUACGCUAACAAGUGAAAUUUUGUAUCUACAAGCGGCCAUGUAAUGUUCUAUUAAAUAGAACAUUACAGUGAAAUACCAAACCUGUUCUCUUUCUCUUUUCACUGUGAAAGGAGCAAUUUAUCAUGUAACCAUUGCAAUGGAGCUCUCUUCACCUGUGACGACGACGUGUUAUUUUCAGAUGUAAAUAUAUCAUGGUUUUUGUGCGAAAGUUCAUCUGGUUCUUAGUUAGUGGUUGCAUAAUAAUACCUAUCCUGAUAGCAGUUUGGAUAUUAUAUCCUAAUUACCAUAAAAUCUUGCAAACGUUCACGCUGAAUAUUUUUCAAGAAUUUAUUAUUGACAGGACUUCUGAUACUGCACGCGGUCGCGGGGCUGUAAAAUCCAGAUAAAUCUGCAAAAUUCACAAAAACGUGCAAAAUACCCCAAAAUUCACUAUAAAUCUUAUCUAAUACAUAACAAAUAGAUUCCAUGUUGCUGUGCGUCUGUUCAGUAAUAGAUCACAGAUGACGUCAAAAUGUCGUAAAAACAAAGAAGUGGCAUACGAGGCGCAGGCGAGUGUGUCACUGUUGUUUUUACCACAUUUUGACGUCCUCUGUGAUCUAUUACUGAACAGACCCACGGCAACAUGGAAUCUAUUUGUUUUAUACAAUGAUCAGAAAAGAAAAAGACCAAUACACAUACCUGCCUCGAACCGCUUGACCUUUUGAGGAUUUGUGCUAGUUUAGGCAUUUUUUAAGUCCCAAACACAACUUUUCAUCUUAGCUUCUUCUUUAUCUUACUUGUGUACAGUUUCUUCGAAACGUUUUUCACCGUCUUUUCUUGCUCAAAGAAGAAUAAUAGCGAAAACAAUUUGCAAAACAGCAAGUCUCUCGUAGCAAAGACACACGAUGGCAACUGUUGUGAAGAUUUCUUGUAGUUUAGGCAUUGUCAAGUAGUCAAUAGCUUUUUUGGUCUCCGUUUCUCCAUUUUUCUUCUUUGUAAAUAGCUCCUGCUAAACUUUUUCCGAAGCUUUCACUUGCCUCAAUCCGAAGUAAUCUCACAAACAUUUUCAAAACCGCGUGCCACGUUGAACAAAACAAAGAAAACAAGUUUCCCGUGACGUCAUCCAUGUAUCUGUACUCUAAUAGAUCAUGGGCAAUGACCAAUCACAGCUCGCAUAGCAUUCACAUCAUUGUAUAAAUGUCAUUAUUAAAAACUGAAUCAUUGGAUAAUGCAAUUCUAGCAUUUUGAUUGGCUUAGCCGUUAUGGUAUAUGAGCUAAUAUACCAUGUUCUCCAUAUAUGGUCGGUGUACGCGUCAGUUUAAAAUUGGAAGCUAGCUGAGAUUUUUUUUCGCGAAGGAUAGAACGGCGCCCGAAGCAAAUUGUUUUAAUUCAUUUCUUAGAAUACUAGAAAUGCAAUUUCAUCGAAAGAAAAAAGACAAAAACAAACAAAAAAGCCACAAGAGCUUGUUUGAAAGUUUGUCGAAAAACACAUGAAAACACAUGGAACUAAAGUACCUUGACCAGCUACGAAAGAAGACAAGUGUUGUUUCUUCAUGAUCGCGAAGCCAUUCGCCGAUCGAGUCACUCGCCGAUAGAUAACUGCAGCUUGUUUAUCCGACAUCAAGAAUAUAAAUCACAAGUAACGAGCUACAAAUACAGUCUAUGCAGCCAUUCACUAGAGCAAUCGAGGCGGCAGUAUAGCUUCUUUUCUCGUUCAGCAAAACCAGCUUGUGGCUUCAAACAACUUCAUAACAAGCGACCGAGGUAAUACCGGUAGUUUUUCUCCGUUGUUCUUACUUUUAUAACUGCACCGAAAAUCCAAAUUCAUAGUAAUUUCGACGGCUGUCACUUAAAAUUCCUUUCCUUCACAUUAUCUGCCAGGUUUUUUCAGCUGUUCUGCUGUGUAAAAUCCUAGAAUCACUAUGAAUUUUUAAAAAACUAAUGUUCAUCGCUACAAUGUUUUGAUUUUUCAUUCAUGCAGUCUAGGCCAGUCCAUUCGUGCGUUGACAGUUUUGAUAGACGUGUAACAUGUGAAUAGCGGAAGUCCCUUGUCUUUUCCGGUUUGUUCUAGUCGGGGCGAUUCAACGAGAUUUUGUGGGCGUUUUUAAUAAAACAAUUAUUCCACUCGGGCUUGUUGGAUAUGAAAUGAUUAUAGCCAACUCGGCGCUAUGCGCCUCGUUGGCUAUCGAUCAUCUCAUAUCCAACGUGCCCUCGUGGAAUAAUUGUUAAAUACAACAUAUUUGAAUCUUAUCUCAGCUAUUGGGGUUUUUAAAUUGCCGUAAUCUUGCAGAUUUAUCUUGAAUCACGAGCAAACAACGUCCCACGACUCUUAAGGGGUAAAUUAUGUUCCGAUUGUUUUUCGGCAAAGUUAGCCCCAAAAAUUCCUGUGAAAUGGGCCAAUUUUUCUGCAAAUCUGUCUCUGAAAAUCCCGUGAAAUUUGACUUUUUUUCUGCAACCUAUCAGAAGCCCUGUAAACAAUUAACCCAGUGUUUAAUCCAAUGUCCAGUCCCCUUUAUCAAAGUCUAAACUACUCAAGUGCACCUUAGUUUUGUAACCCACUUUUAAUGUUUGGAUAUUGAAUAUGAGUAUUUGUAGGCACUGAAGGAAGCCAUUUCCAAGGAGCUCUUGGGCUCUUUUUCAUUAUGAAGCUAAGCCCAUAGUCUGUGGUGUAAAAAAAGUUUUUCCUUUUUUUCAAAUUGAACUUAUUUUGAAUUGAAAGGUUGCUCUUGGCAUUACUUUGAAAUUGAGUGUUUUUGGAACUUGAGAUGGUCUAUCUUUAGAAAUGCACAACCCAGCCCCUUAAACAAACACACCCUGACUACUCUCAACCCUCCAUAAAUGAUGAUUUAGGUGGCACAAUUUUUUGCUUAUGACUAUUGUGCACGACUAGCAUACGUCAUUACCUCACAACAGAUUGUGUCGUGUAAAUUAGACAUACGACAUUCACACGACACCUGUGGAUGUCGUAAGUGAAAAUUUUGCGGGUGUGGAUGGUCGAAAGUAAUGAUGUAUGCUAGUCGUGCACAAUAAUCAUAAGCAAAAAUCGUACAGCCUAUCUAAAUCAGCCUUAAGACAGACACCUUUGGGAUAACUGGGACUAACUGCCUGUUUAAGACUGAUAUUCGUCUUAUAAAAAGUCAAAUAAGGGAAGUAAUUGAAGGCAGGGACCAAAUGUGGGUGUCUGUUUUACCAAGGUGUUCGUCUCCUAGAACAUGGUUCAUACUGGCCCUGAAAAGUCCUUGGAAAAGCAUCAUGUCCUUGAAAAUCCUUGAAAAUUGAAAAAUUGUGGAAUAUGCGUGAAAAGUCCUUGAGUUUUCCACAGAAGUCCUUGAAUAUUUUUGAAAACGACUUGAAUAAGAUAACCUUCGUUAAAAUUAUAAUGGUUUGCGCAAAGGAAUGAUUGAAAACACAGCAAUACACAAAUUUUCUUGGUGGUCAUGAAAGUGUUUUCUUAUGAUUUUGGUGUUUUUUGUUCAUCUUCUGUUAUUUGAAGUACCCUAGGAACUGUGCCUUAAUGAAGGAAGGUAUUACAAUAAGCGAACCACCCUCCACCUUCACAUUUUAAAGGUCUUUACUUCAUGUUAUUGGGGAAAAGAAGUCCUUGAAAAGUCCUUGGUUUUUUCCCAGAAAAUUCUGUAUGAACCAUGGAGAGGUGUCUGUUCAGAAAGAGUUGACUACACUUUGGUAACCAUUGUUUUUUCACCUCCAUUAUUUGUAGAGCUCCAUCAUAAGAAGACCAUACCUGUCCCCACCCCCUCCUCUCCUGACAUGGUAACGACAUCAAGUGCUGUAGUAGAGACACUUCUCCAAUCAGGCUCAAGGAAAGGAAAAGUUCUAGACUCAGUCAUCACCAAUCAGAAUAUUGAACUGAUGGACGCCACAGUAAAAAUUGAGGAAAUGCCACUGACAGUGCCAUUAUUCAAUCAUGGUCACUCCACUAUUGUUAAAACGGACACUCUUGUUAAUAAUGUAUUAAAGAAAAAUUCUGCUGAAAAAGCUUCAAAUAAUAAAAAAUCUCCAAGAAAACAGAUUCCAACAAGAGGUAGGUUGUCCGUGACUAUCAAGUAGUUUUUAAUAAUCAAUGUUUCAAAAAGAUUAACGAUUGUAUUUAAGGCUGGUUUGCAAGCGUGGCUUUAAAGAUGUGUUAUGUUUUGUUUAAAAAAUAAGGUAUACAAGGCUGUUGCUAAGAUUUUAGGUUGCCUAAUACAUGCAAUUGGUAAGACCAGGAAUUUAACUGCUGGAAAGUUCUCUGGAUUCUAUUUUGAUAGCCAUGCCAAGCCACCCACUGCAGCUUGACCUUCGUUCCAAAUUCAUAAAAAUGUACACACAACAUACCCCUAGAAAGUUGGGACACUAACAAAAUUACAAAGUUGCACAUUACAUUCAAACAGCCUACAAAACUGAAAUCUUAGGGUGGGUGGGUGGGAAGGUCAGUAACAGCGGACUCAACAAAAGCAACUGCCUGCCUUCUGGUCACAUGACCUAUAUCCAGGCCCCCAGAGAAAAGCAUUUUCCACUUAUUUUGUUACACUCACUCAGUGGAAAAAUACCCUUCUUUUGUUGCUAUAAAAGUAGCCAGGGUUCAUGCCUAUUGUCAGUAUAGUAGCUUGGGGGAAUCCCCGUCCCCGCUUAGUGACAGCCUUGCAGUGUGGGUGACCUGUGCUAUUGUUUGCUUUAUUCUAGAUUGCACAUGUGAUGCAAUGAUCCAAGGAUAAGCUUAAAAAAGAGGAAUUUCCUAUAAAUUAUUAGAGUGUGCGCUUUUAAUUUCACUGUUGUUUUAAGUCGAGUGGGCCCUUUAGGGCACUGCGUAAGAAAAAAGCAGCAGAAGAAGAAGGAUAGAAGGAAAAAGGAAAAGGCAUUUAAUAACAACAGUUUUACCUAACAUAACAUUUGCAUUAAUGGUAAAAUGUUGCAUCUGAAUCAGAUCUAACACCUGUAAUUUAAUAGACCAAUUUUGUUAUAUCAAAAAUAUUCAAACUUGACACCAAGUCUUAGGGGAAUAAUACGAAAGAAAUCAUCUUGAGGCUGAGCAAUAAAAAAAGUACAUUUCUUUUGUUUUAGUCCCCCAAGACUUGAAGGGAGAACUGGUCUAUUUAUGAUUUUAUUGUCUUUAAACUGCAACUAGAAAAUCAUCAUACAGUUGACUCCUGAUAAGUUAAACCUUGAAGCCGGGGAAAUAGAAAAAAGUUUGAGUUAUCGGGAGUUUGAGUUAUCAAGGGUAAAAUAUUGUUAUAUAGAAAACGAUCCAAAGGGAAAUGAAAAUUGCUUCGAGUUAGCAGAAGGUUCGAGUUAGAAGGUUCGAGUUACCGGAGGUCGACUGUACUUCAUAAAUGGCUGCCUGUUUUAGAGUGGUACAUUUUAGUGGUCUAAUAGAGGUUGAACCAUGCUGGUAUUGAUCUCCUUUAGGUGUUUAUUAAUAAUAAAGUAUUGUAAUUGUUUGAGGAACAUUUCACCUCUCUCUGUAGAACGAGAGUUUGAUGCUGACAAGCAUUGUGGAGUUUGGGUAGCGGAACUUCAAAAGCAGUGUACACGCUCGCUUACUUGCAAGGUAGGAGAAAGGCUAGUGUGGAUAGUUUUGAUAGCGUCAAGCAAUAAAUGUAAGAACAGAGAUGUUAGUCAAAUGUAUUUUAGUUAACUUCUAACUUGAAUCUUUACACUCAUGAGACUUAAAGGGGUUCAACCACCUGAUGAAUUCUGAUUUUCACCUUCCAUCACCGGGUGGUUAAAAAAAGUUAUGUAAAGGGUUUUGUUUAUUUUUUUUUUCUUGCGACAGUCACUCAGAUAUUGAUUACAAUGUUUCAACCACAUACUGCAGGCAGGGUGUAAAGAAAGUCAGUUUUACAGCCUGCCAUUCAGGCAAGCUGUAGCUAGUAUGUACUAGCCCACAAGUCAUUUCAACCAGCCCCAGAACCCUUUUCGAUUAGCAGGAUUGGUUGUAAUCCAUCUUUAAUUUGAAUUUCCUCCCAAAACAGUACUUGCCUGUCGAGCAAGUUGAGAACAAAAUCCACUAGCCCUGGGCUCUACAGGACACGACUUUCUUUGCACGCUGCUGCAGGUCUUCAUCAGGUGACAGCGUUGAUUACUGAGUGGGACUAUCUGUACCACCGUGGUCGUUAGUGACUAGUGUAUCCCGAACCUCGCUUAUGAUUGGUUGGUUGGUUUCGAUCCAAAGCAUUGUUGGCAUUUUUAGAGGAGGAAACUGUUCCCUCAGUGAUCCCCUGUAGUAGUGAUUGGCUGCUGUGUUGACUGAUUAUAAGCAUUCCUGCUUCAGGAUUCUCAGUUCCAGUCUCUGUUGAUGUUGUCAGGAUGAAAUCUUAUGUGAAUAGCCUCUAUAACUCAAUGAGAGUACAAGCGAGGGUCUCGGUCCAUAAACUUAACCUCUUCCCACAUUAUAGCUGUGUACUGUUGUUACCCAUAACUUGCUUGAGCAGUUUGAAGAGGGUUAUCCAGAAAAAAUUACAAUUAAAUAGAAGUUGUAAUAAAAUCAAAGCUACAUGCAAAAAAUUAUUUAUGUUAUUGGUUAAUUUAAAGCAUCUUGCAAGUCUAGUAGGGAACUAAAACUAAUAUUAUUAUUGUCAAACAGAGUGUUAAAGGUAAAUGUUGUUAAUAUAAGUGUCCAAAAGCUAGAAAAUAACACACUAAUAUAAACAUGAAUCUCCUUCAGACACAUGCUCUGUCAUUACGGCGUGCUGUUCCCGGCAGACGGAAACCUUUUGAUGAACUGCUUGCCGAACAUAAAGCACGGGUGAAUUGUGAGAAAGAGCAGCAGCAAAAUCAAGCUCUUAAACUACAAGAACAGGCAGCACAGAAGUCCUUAGAUGCUACUCUUAAGAGAACAACAAGUACAUCUGAAGCCUCGGUGACCUCCUCAGAAAGCUCGAGGUUGGUAAAGUUUACCUUUGUAUUUUAAUGAUUUGUUGCUAUGCAACUGCAGCAGCACAAACCCAUCAAUUUAUAAACGUUAAAUUCCAACUGAAGUUAUCUUAGUCUGAAUUAAAAUUUCAUGAGCUGCUGGUUGGCUAAACACUAUUUUUGUUUUAUUUUAUUGCUCAUUUACCAUGUGCUCUGUUACCAUGCUUGAGAUCCAAUGUGAACACGUCCAUUUCCCUGAGAAAAGUAAUGUCAAGAUCGUGAAACUGGGCACGAAAGUGGACAUUGGUUUAUACCUGAGUGCACUUUGAUCACAGUUCACUGCUUUGCAUACUCAUAACUCCUGGCUAUGCUCACAUUUCAAAAUGAUGUCUGACUGAACGAUAUAGAGUAAAAAUGCACAGGGUUACUUAUUGGGCAGGACCACCAGUUUAGUGUGUUAUCCAUUUUGUGAGCUACAGGGGCAAGUUAUCAUAUAGUGAGAUCUACUGGUUUUUCAACAUUUUCCCCGCAAGAUCUUGAAAUUUCAUCACCUCACUGGCAAUAUCUUGCCAGGAAGAUGUUGAAAAUAUAAGACCUUACCUUGAAGAUGAUGAAAUUUGAAGCCCUUAUUGGGCACUCAGUGUGUGAACACACCACUUUGUACACACAUGUACCAGUACCCAGAUAUUGGUGCUUGGGUAACAAGUGUGAACAUGUCUUCACGCACCAGUAUGUAUUGUGUGAGAUUUAAUGAAACUUGCUUGCCUUUGACAACAGGUCAACUAUUGGGAGAUCUUCGUCCAUAGAAGGUGAAUUUAUUUGCUCUUUGUUGUAAUAUAUUUCCUUGAUUUAUUGUGAUUAUUCACUAGUGUACAGUUGUAAGGUCGAUAAUAGGUUUUUGUAGUUGCUGUUGAAAUAAUGUAAACAAUGAUGAGGAAGACAGUUUCAAAAAUGUCUCUUGAAAUGUUAAUAUAUUAUUAUGCUGUUUUAAACUUUAUUGCUCGUCUUCCAUGUUGUUCAUUUUGUCGAAUGUUGGUGAAUUUUUUUGGCGUUGAAUACUUAAGGACUGUAUCUAAGUUAAAAAAAGAAGAAGAAAAAGGCUUUUCUUGCUUUUAUAACCCCAUCAAAGUGUAAAAAUCAGGAAGUUUCUUGUUGCAGUAUGAGGGCAAAGAAAUGUACAAAAAACAGGAUGCAUGUGCAGAGUUUUGCUAAUCUAAACCUAUUGCAUUUUUGCCCAUUCUUGUUGUGGUCGUCUUUGUUGCUUAAGCUUUAUCAUGUACCUUUACUUUAAUGACCUUUUACCCUUUUUCACAGAUGAAAAUGUUUGUGCAAGUGGAGCUGUCAAGACUUCUAAUGAUAAUGAAAACAGUCAUCCUGCUAAUGCCACAACCUUGAAUGGGGUGAUGACUUUAAAUCGUCAUCCUAGACCCAUGACAGUAAGUGAAUCAUUUUCAUCGUUACAUUGCUCUGUGACAGUUUGUACAUGUAUUAUAUCCAGCCUUGGGUCAACUUGCCAACAUUCAACACUGCCUUAAAACAUCAAGAAAAAUUUCAAACUUCACAAACUGAAAAGCAUGCUUGUAUUAAGUACCACAUGUACGAGUACCUCUCGAUAGCUUUCAGUUAAAUGGUAACUCUUUAGGAUCUCCAAAAACUCAAAAACUACAGCCACUUUGUGUAGCAUAACCACAGAAAAGAUCAGCCCUGUAGCUUUCAUUUGAAUGGUCACACAUUAGGAUUUCAUCCAGACUCAACACUAACAACCACUUUGUACAGAAUAAUAAACAGUACCACAGGAAAGUACUGCUCUGUAGCUUUCGUUUAAAUGGUCACAGUUAAGGAUUUCAUCCACAGAGAAAAAGUAAGAACUACCUUGAACAGUGUACACUGUGCAGUGUAACAGGAAGGUAACCCCCCAGGAAAUUUAUUGUCUUACACAAAUUUCUUCUUUUCGCAGUCUUGUCGUUUUGGAAGUAGAUCAGUAGGAAGAGGCUGUUAUGUUUUCAAUCGCAGAAGUGAUCAUCUCCGAUGUGCUGUUCUUUCUAUGGUAGAGAGAUGUCUUAAUCCAUCACUCCCAAGGUAACAAGAAAACCGUGCACCUUGCUUUAAUGAAAUGUACUGAGACAUGGUUCGCAUGGGCCUUGAAAAGUCCUUGAAAAAGCAUCAUGUCCUUGAAAAGUCCUUGAAUUUUCCCCAAAACUCCUUGAAUAUUUUUGAAAGCUCCUUGAAUGAAAAUAGCCUGUUGAUUACAAAAAGUGUUUUGCGCAAAGGAAAGAUUUGAAAGCACAGCAAUAUGUAAAUUUUCUUAGUGAUCAUGAAAGUGUGUUUUCGUGUAAUUUUGGUGUUCCCGCUAAAGUUCUUUUGCCGUUAUUUGAAAUAGCCUACAUGUAGGGUAUUCGUCUUCCUGGGGGAAGGUAUUGCAAUCAUUGCAAUAAGCGAACCCUCCUCCACCUAUGCAUUUAGAAGUACGGAUAUUUCAAUAUUGUUUUGAAUUGGAAUGGCGAUGGCAACCCAGUCAAAAAGAUUAAGGCAGAAGGGUCAGUGUCGGUACAUUAAGAAGCGGGAAUUUGAGGAGAUUGAGGAAAUGAAAAAGAAAAAGGCAAGAGUAGAUUCCGAUAUAUGACUGAAACACCAGACAAACUUUGCUUGAAAGCAGAAGCCACAGGCAAAUUAACUUUUGUCACCCUAGCCAAUUCACUCAGAAAAACUCACUGCCUAUAGAAAAUGCAAGAAUUGGCUGACUUGGAUGCAAAGAUUUAUGUCAGUUUGCAAAAGCUCAAACAAUAGUCUAGUCAGAUUGUGUCCGUAGUAGACGCAAAUUAUCUGAACAUUUUCCACAGGUUUGUAAUUUUACUUCAUGUCAUUUUAUGUCAAAUUAUGGGAAAAAGAAGUCCUUGAAAAAAUUAUUUUGGUCCUUGAAAAGUCCUUGAUUUUUUCCCAAAAAAUUCUGUGUGAACCAUGUGGCAUAUCUGGUCUUUCUUGCCUCAACAAAUUAAACAUAGGAGACAUUGGACUUGUCUUUUGAGCAAGCAGCUUUCACAUUUUGCUUGGACAAGGCCACUUCUUGCUCGUCUUAGUUAAUGAUUAAUUUUUAUUAGAGGAUGACUUGCCUGGACUCUUCCCCAUUGGGCAAGUGCGCUUUAAAAGUUACUUGCUCAUCAAUAAAAUUAAUAUACUUGUCACGGACUACUGGACGGAGUUUUUUGGGGGGCGGAAUGCGUCUCUUUACAAGGCCCCACAGAAUUGACUGUGAAGACAUAGAAAUAUAACAAUGACUGUAUCCCUAAAACAAUGGAGCUGCGUGUUAUGGAGAACCAAUGAAAUUAGAAGUUUUUAGGAGCUGCCUACUAUCCCCUUUUUGCCCUAGACUACCAUUUUCAUGCACCCCUGGGAGUUAUACAGUCAGGUGUAUUGCUGCCUGUAGCUUAAUUUACAGUAAGCUAAGGUUUUGAUGAAGAGAUAAAGGAUAUAAAAUCAACUGUACCACAUCGUGUUUAAAAUUCAAGAGGAACAGGCACCAAAGGGAACAAAAACUGCAACAAAACAAAAAAGAGAUCGCCACUGAAAAGUCUGAUAGAGUUAAAGGGACAUUUGCUAUGCUAUCUUGAAACACCUAUGAAUGGAUGAAAUCUAGGCAAACAACGUUUAUUACUAAAUCCAAGAGGUGAAUGUGUUUAAGUUGGAUCCAUUAUGUCAGCUGUACUGCAUGUAUCAUGACAUCAAAUUUCUAAAAUGGAAAAUGUUAUUUGCUUCAAAAGUGUGCCAAAAGUUGGAUCCUCUUGACAAAAAUCCUUGACCUGUUCCUCUAGUGGCACACAGCAACAAAUAAAGACUGCUCAUCUUUGUAACUCAUUAACUUAAUUCCACUUGAGGAUUAUUAGUAGUUGUGUGACUGCAGUAAAAAGAACAUUUUCCACUUACAAUACGCUGUAUUUCCACUACAAUAACAUCUGUUUGCUGCAUCUCAUGUUGCUUUUCAACAGAACAAAAUCUAACAAAGCAAGUGCUGCCAUACUGCAAAGACCAGCUAUGAGAACAGUAGGGCAGUCUUCAAAUCAAGGUAUCCUCAAUACUGUCGUAUUUCUUGUUGGUAAUGUAUUGUGUCUUGAAAUUGCCCCGAGGGGUUACACCCUAUAAUGGCCUUUACAGGAAGGCCCCACCCAAAAAGGGGUAUUACCAUUUCUAGGCUUCUGCUGCCAGUCGUUCAAGAGGUGGAUAGUGCUAUCUACUAGAUAAAUCACUAUCCAGCGGAAAAGUAUUAGAAAAAGCAAUUGCGUUAGCAAGGAGGCAAGUCCAGGUAUUAAUCCAGUGUAUAGUGUUAUCCACCUUUUGAACAAGUGGGGCCAGGUAUAUUUUAGGGAGGGGAUUUCACCAGUUGACGUAUAUGAAAGGUUAGGGAAGUCUGUCAUUUUAGUGUGUAAAAAGGCCCAUUGGGGAUAGCAGAUGCAUUUUUAAUGCCAGGUUGUGAAAAAGUUGAGAAAACAUUCUUGUUUUGUGAUUAAUUCACAUCACAAAGACAAAGUUGCAUUUACUGCAGUUUAUAAAAGGAUCCAAAGUUCUUAGGUAGGUUUUUGAAAAGGGCACCAUUUGUCAAUAAAAGGUUAUACAAAAGGGGUACCUUUCCUGUCAAAAAUGCUAUAUUCAAUAAAAGGGUUGGGGGUUUUGACUUUUUUUUCCAGACAUAAAAAUGUGCUAGGUUCUUACAAGUGGGUUUUUACUAUUAAUAGUACACUGUCUUACUAAGCUAUUUUUUAUGAUUUCUAAUAGGUUUAUCUUCAGUGUUAGAAAGAUAUAAAGGUCAUUCACACAAGACAUUGAACAAUUUUUUGAAAGCUCCACCUCCCCCGAGGAACAAGUCUUUAAAACAAGGGAGCAUUGGACAGUCUUUGAACCAUGUAGAAACAACUUUAAACAACUCAAGAAGCAGCUCAAUUCAAGGAACUGCCUUGCAGAAUAAAAGGACUUUUUUAGAUUCUAUUGGAACUUCAAAUGGUCCAACAGUAUCAACGUACAUUAAACCUGAUCCCAGCAGUCAGGCUAUUAGUGAUAUGGGAAAUAUUGUUGCAAAUAUUGAGACUAAUGUGUCUGGAGGACACCCACUUAAUCUUGGACACCCACUAGGUGUGACAGUGACAAAAGCAUCCAUUGGGCCUGGGCCUAACUUAAGCGUUGCUGGAAAUGCUACUUUAGACUCCAGUUUAAAUCUUUGCUCAGCGCUUGGUAUUAAUUCUGUACAAGGGUCAGUAGCGACCACACAGACUACAUAUGUCGCAGCUAACACGGUGUCUUUGAUAUCAGCUGCCAGUGGAAAUCAAAUUUCAAAUGUAGGAACAAUAACUGGACAAAUUCAACCUGGUUUUACUAAUGUAAAGGAAAUUCUACCUGCACCUGUAGCAGGAAAAGUAACAGUUGGUUCUGUGGCUUCAACAUCAUCAUCAUCAUCUGCAUACAAAGGAGUACAGGUGAGUUCUUAAUCAUUCUGCACCAAACAAUGAAUACAAUAGAGUAACAUCAUGAAAGAUAUUUUAUUAUAUAAACACCAAUAAAAAAAACUAGGUGAGCUUUUGCAUGAAAUCAUCAUAUCUUCACACAUGAAAAUAAUAUGUUAUCUUCAUAAUUAUGUGAAAAAAAUCACCUUUGAUAUGGCUACAUGGUAAAUAAAUCGUGCCUUUUGCAGCAAAAAAUAGUACAGUAAAUUGUUUUGGUAUUUCAUUGGUGAAUAUUACAAUAAAUAGAAAAUUAAUGGCUGCUUGGAGAAAAGAAAUUUCUUUUCUUGUGUUCACUGCACUCACUUGUGAAAUAUUUUUCAACACUUGAAGAAAAGUUUCGUAUCUCCUCCCAGCCAUGUAAUAUCCUCUCUCUAUAUCAAUGUUAAUGUGUAUAAGGGUUUCAUUUAUCAUUAUUGUCUUAGGAUAGUCACUUAGAUAUUGCUCUUUAUAGUCUGUUCAUGUUGUCCUUCAGCAGCAUAAUUAAAAAAUAUAAAACUGUUCAAGUGAGCUGGCCUUAAACUGCUGUUUACAGGGUCCGAAAUUGGGCCUUCCUGGUGACCAGAAUUUCAUAGCUGGUCGCCAGCUAGCGCCUUGUAAAGCUGGUUGCCAUUGUGGACUUAAACGUUCGGAGAAACUUCGAAGCUAUUUGCCAACAGGUGUCUUACUUUUUGUCCUGUUGAUAAAACAUAGUAUUUGUGGGGUUUCACAUUUCUUUUUUUUUUCCAACUCUAGCUCUUCUAGUUUGUCAUGGGUGGCCAAUUUUUUCAGGAGUUGAAUUUGGCAUAUCCUGAACUUUGCUCAUGAUUUGUGGGUUUCAAUCCAAAUGCUUUGAAUCAAAACCCACAAACCAUGAAGGAGGUUCAAUUUGAUGGCAUAAUACCGCUACUUGUAUCAGUUUGAUGUAGAUGUGUGUUACAGUAUUUUGUUCAUUCCAUUUGAUUCAUGGGAAAAUGAUAGGAAUUAGCAUUUUUCCUGUUUUUUUUUGCUGGUAUUUGUUUAACACAUUUCUUUGUUUAUCAUUUCAGAUCACUUCCCAAGUUGGUCCUUCAACUGGUGUGUAUUAUGAUGAUCACUUAAUACAUGUUACCUUCAGUUGUAGCCUGACAUUAUAAAAAUAAUAAUAAUAAUAAUAAUAAUAAUGAAAGUUAAAUCAUUAUUAAUAAUUAUUAAUAAUUAAUAAUUUAUUUGAAUGUCAUUAUUUUUCUUUGCCUUGUUAUAGGGAAGGUGACAUCAACCUCUGCUGGUCAGAGAGUCAGUCCUAUAUUCUUCAAACAGGUACAUUUCUCCUUACACUUGGGAACUUAAGCUUGAAUGUACACUUUCAAAAAAAACUAAAAUGUUUAAAUAAAUUAUUAAUAAUAAGUCACUUCAUUUAAGUUGUCCAGACCAAUAAUUGUUCCACGCUUUGUCUCCAAACAUUUCAAUCUUCCAAAGGCGAUUUGUCUCAUCUAGCUGAAUCCUAAAAUCUUAGCACAUUGAUCAAUGACUUUGAAGCGAAAUCCCCUUAACAUCCCAGUUUGAAGUCCACCAUCUUGUUAUAAGCCCUUCUGUUUGGAGGCCUGUCAGCCUGCUAAAAACAGUAUUUUGGUAUUUCUCCCUGUAGCUCGGCCGUCUACCCCUGGUAAACUCCCAGGUAAACUUAAAGUUCAUUUUUUUUCACUCUCCAUUUCAAAAUGAUAUUAUCAAGGACUUUUAAGGAUGGAUACACUCCAGCAAGGCUGUGCUCUCACGAAAAUUGAAGGGAGUGCAGUGCUCUGAACCUGUAAAAUCUAGGGUGCGCCGCAAAUGAUUUGUAUGAAAAAACUAAGAUUUUCUAGUUGCCGAGAGAAAAUGUUAGGCGCCAGGGGCCGCUGGGCUCUGAUAGAGCACAGCCCUGCACUCUAGGACGACUUUAAAUUUAAAAAAAGGAAAGUGAAUAGUGUGAGUAGAGUAAGUGUGGAAGGAUAAUCAUUGUUUCCUCGUGUCCCUGCUGAAUAUAAGCUCUCCGGAUCACCAUCCAAUCUAAAACUCCUACACAUUUUUGUAAUCCCAGGACUAAUUAAAUAAUUACGAUGGAUAAUUUAUCCAGGGUAAUGGUAAUGUGCAAGUGACGUCACUUCCCAAUGGCACUGGCCCGUCGCCACCUCCACCCCAGCCGGGAGAAACUGUCAAGGGAUACCCACUGAAUUUUGUGAUCAAGGGCAACUCAGCAACGCAGAAUGCAAUUACAUCUGUUGCUGGAGUUACAGCAUCAACAGCAACUUCUACAAAUCUUAGUAAAGGACAGAAUAUAAUUUUCAAUAACAUGAUCCAGCAUCAGUCACAGUUAGUUAUGCAGCAGCCUUCGUCCCCGUUGAGUACCAGCAUGCAUCAGCGAGGCAAGUUUACUUUGCUUAUGAAGUAUUUUGCUUGUGAUUUUCAUUACAGCUGUUUUGGAUAACAUGCGACCUGCGAUGUCGGAAACAUCUUUGGAUUUUAGGUUUUUCUGUGAUGUCAAUCAAAAUUUAGAGGCCUAGUGGCUAAGUUUUCUCACUCUAUGUCUUGUCAAUCGGGAGGAUUUAGUCUUUAAUGUUCUGUUGUGUGAUGUUAACUUUUCACGUUUUAGCUCUCAAGUAUUUUUUUUACCUUCUUACUGAAACAUGGCAAGUUUAGAUUCCCAAGGUGAAGACGACUGUGAAAUUUUUCUUUUAGCGGUUCCAAAACCAGAAGGAAGGAUUGGAUGCUAUGGUAACGGUUUGAUUGACGCCAAAGAAAAACCCAAAAUCUAAAAUGUGUACGACAAUGCAGGUCUAAUGUUAUCCAAAACAGCUGUAAGCCUUUUACAUUUUGUAAGUUAUAAACUCCAGCUAGCAUAUCAAGUGUAAGCAUGAAAGAUGGUAAAUAUGGUAAAUGGUUUGAACCCAGGAGUCAGCAAUCACCAGCACCUUACAAAAUAUAGUUGACUCCAGAUAAUUUGAAUCUUCAAAAGUUUCAGUAAUCAGGAGUUUGAGUUAUUGAGGGUAAAAUUAUAUAGAAAACAAUCUGAAGGGAAAUGUAAAUUGCUUCGAGUAAGCGGAAGGUUUGAGAUAUAGAAGGUUUGAGUUACCGGGAUUCGACUGUAGUGACUUACUGACAAACUCAAACAAAACUGGCAACAAUGGUGACUAGACAAACUGAUUUGACUAACAAUAAGAAUGAUCGUGGUUAUAACUUUGACAAAAGAUGGAUCCCAAUGCACCGCUCACAUUUACACUGUAGAGUCUUCAUAGCCUAUGACUUAGCAACUUAACUGACAGUGAGCCAAUAACAUUGUGACUUAAUUGACCAAUCAGGUCAAUAACCAGAGUUUAAUGCCAUCCUCUGACAAAACACAACUCUUUUUGAAGAGAUUUAAGAGGACUGCUCUACAGGUUUUAAAAAUAUCGGUCAGUGUCAACAAUACGGCCGUAUAACACUUAAAUGGCUGAUAAAAUAGUUUCAUUGUCAGUUCCUGCCGCAAUUCAGAGGUAGACAAAAACAAUGAUACAUGAUAAUAAACUAGUAUUAAAGAAAGAUAGUAUAUUUUUUUGUAGUUGCAUAGAAGGCCAGAUGUCUUCUCUUUGAUGAGGUCUUUAAAAAACAUCUCAGAUUUGGUUAAAUGACCGUCAUUUCUAAAACUUCAGUUUGGUGGUGUGCUAAGGGAAUGCAACAAAAAAUUGUUUUGAUCUGUGCAAACAUAUAAAUCUCAAAUUUGGCUGAUUUCUUUAUGUCAUUGUGAUCAUCAUAUAAAGAAUUCUUAGAUGCUCAGUUCAAGAGGGUCAGUUCAAGAGAUUUGGAAUGUCUUAAAUGUAAUUAAGAACUCUAAUGUCCAUUUUCAUUUAUAGGAAAAGUGGGGAAUGUUCGGCAAGGAUCUCCUCACAAAGGGGUGCAAAAGGCACCCUCUCCGUCAUCUCACGUGCAAGUGGUCCAGUCACUCUCAUCUCAGCAACCAGUCAUAACACAACAACAGAAGACUGUUGUAGUUACAAGUCCACAGGGCAACCAAACGAAGCUGUUUAUCAAUCACAAUAAUAUAUCAAGUUCCCAGCAACCAAUUGCACAGCUUAAGCAACAGGUUGCCCAACAAAAGCAACAGUUACAACAGAUUACUAUCCAACAGAUUCAGCAGCAGCAGCAACAACUUCAACAACAAAAACAACACAUCAACUCUCAACUUAUAAAGCAGCUUCCUAUUCAACCUCGCCUCGCACCAGCUCCUCCAUCACAAUCAUUCAUCUCACAACAACCUCUAACAGGUCAGAACGUUAUUGUCAAAGUCACAGAACAGCUUAAAAGUCCUCCAAAUACAGUGUUUGUCAAGACAGAACCUCGGCAAAACAUUCAGCACACCGUGUGCCAGAAACCACAAUCUAAUGUUGUUUGAUUCAUUUGUUUAUGUUUUGUUCCUGUUUUAAUGAUAUGCCACUGGUAUGCAAGGCAUAAAUGUAACAGAAGUUGUAAGUCUGGUGGUUCUUGUUUGUGUCGCCACAACUGAAUAACAUUGAAUGGACCUUUUUGUGAGGUAUUCAAGAUUUGAGGCCUUUGUCGAUGUAAUGGUAAGCAGAUCAUCUGGUUAACAAUUAUUAGUAGUACUCUUUUAAUAAACUCUUGCACUCAAAAGUGUUCCUAGGGUCACAAAAUAUUGUGAUUUACUAGUUUCACUAAAACGUAAAGCUAAAUCAAUUUUUUUCACACUUUCGCGGGAAAUUCAUCCACGGUUUCACUCCAAAGUUUUACUCCACAUAAUAGAAUGCACUGUCUGUAAAGCAAUGCUCAGUAGCUUUCACUUGAUUGGUCACAUUUUCAUUUUUCUUCCAGACUCAAAAGCCGCACAUAACUUCUUAACAUUUUCUUCGAGAGAUGGAAGUGAAUAAAGGCAGUGUUAGUAGUGUUUUUCGGCCUCGCUAAGUUUUGUCAGUGUAGUAGCUUCAAAGAAAGAUAUCAAAGUAAAAAAUAUAUUAAUAUUAUGUGAGGGUGAGAAAGGAAAAAAUAAUAUUUAAAUGCAAGCGUCGGAUGUAAAAUAUUAUGUUGUCUCCAACUGUUGUAGUUUUAUUUAAAAACAAUUUUUUUCUUUAAACCUUUUUUCGACAAGGUGAAAGAUAAGGUUUAUAUAAUAAGAAUGUGCAUGCGAGAAACAAAAUCUAGGA
Molecule: messenger RNA, 19976 nt
Organism: Porites lobata
Lineage: Eukaryota; Metazoa; Cnidaria; Anthozoa; Scleractinia; Poritidae
Source: the annotation of a GenBank genome assembly